This is a messenger RNA of Lutzomyia longipalpis, 3185 nucleotides long. RefSeq lists its product as uncharacterized. Bases 426 to 3092 code for a protein of 888 amino acids. NCBI's taxonomy places the organism in Eukaryota, Metazoa, Arthropoda, Insecta, Diptera, Psychodidae. The record is from RefSeq and is a predicted model, not a curated record. The transcript has 8 exons.
AUUCCAGCGCGCGCGCUCAAAGAAAGUCAGUUGCUCGGUGCAUUUCACUCGGAGUGGACGUGAGAUUUCAUAUUUAUAGGAAGCAAAAUCAAAAGGAAUUUUCACAGUUUUCCUUCUAUCGAUUUACAUUAUAAGUAAUAUAUUUUAGAAGUUUUAACGUUUUGUGCACAAAAAAAGAGAAUAAAUUCGUGAUUUAAAGGAGUGUGAAUCCAUGGUUAAAAUGUUGAAGAAAUAUUUGGGAAUAUGACUACAAAUUAUGUGAAAAAUGGUUAGCAGGUGACACAGAUUUUGGACUCUACUCGAACCACAUUUGGAUAAAAAUUUCUGUUAAUUUGUGUGCGUUUCUCAGUGCUAAAUAAAAGUGGCUUUAUACCUUUCACAAAAGUGUAUAAGACAAGAUAAAGUGUGGUACCCCGAAGGAGAAAAUGGGCACAAAAGGAAGGAAUUUUGAAUUCUUCAUCGUAUAUUCAACACUAUUAGCACUUCUUGGAUUCCCAAAGUUAUCCAACGGACAAGCCUGCAGUUUUCCAGGAGCACCAGCCCACAGUUAUGUCACAUUCUCAGAUGAAGCACUAUCAAAUAGUACUGUAGCCACAUACACGUGUGAGCGAGGCUUUGAACUUCUUGGACCAGCACGGCGUGUUUGUAUCAAUGGGAAUUGGGUACCUGAAGGCAUUCCAUUCUGCGUCCUUAACGUAGCAGCUGGUAAAGCCCCAAUGCAAAUUUCAACCGAUGGCUCUGGUAUACCACAGAAAGCCAUUGAUGGUUCAACGUCAGCCUUCUACCAGGCUGACACGUGCUCACUCACGAAGCCCGAACGUUUGCCGUGGUGGUACGUGAAUCUCCUAGAGCCAUAUAUGGUUCAACUUGUACGUUUGGAUUUUGGAAAAUCGUGCUGCGGUAACAAUAAACCCGCCACAAUUGUAGUUCGUGUGGGUAAUAAUCGUCCAGACCUUGGGACGAAUCCUAUUUGCAAUCGCUUCACAGGUGUCUUGGAAGAGGGUCAACCGCUCUUCCUGCCCUGCAACCCACCCAUGCCAGGUGCAUUUGUAUCUGUGCACCUAGAAGUUGGGGUACCGAGUGCACUGUCAAUUUGUGAAGCAUUUGUGUACACAGAUCAAGCAUUGCCCAUUGAGAGGUGUCCUGUAUUCAGGGAUCAACCACCUGGAGCAUCUGCCUCCUACAAUGGCAAAUGCUACGUCUUCUACAAUCGACAACCACUGAAUUUCCGUGAAGCUUUGGCUUUUUGUCGCGCCCGAGGAGGGACUCUCAUUAAUGAGAGCAAUCCCGCUCUGCAGGGCUUCAUUAGUUGGGAAUUGUGGCGAAGGCAUCGAAGUGAUGCAUCAUCGCAAUAUUGGAUGGGAGCUGUGAGAGAUGCUAAAGAUCGCAAUACGUGGAAAUGGUUGGGCGGAGAAGAAGUAACUGUGUCAUUUUGGAAUCUUCCCGGAGGCAAUGAAGACUGUGCUAGAUACGACGGGUCUAAAGGAUGGCUCUGGAGCGAUACCAAUUGCAAUACCCCGCUGAAUUUUAUUUGUCAACAUCAACCAAAGGCAUGUGGACGUCCUGAGCAACCUCCUAAUUCCACAAUGCUAGCAGAUAGGGGAUUUGAAGUGGGGGCAACGGUGGAUUAUGCCUGCGAUGAAGGUCACUUAUUGGUGGGUCCAGCAAGUCGUACGUGCCUCGAAACGGGAUUCUACAAUGAAUUUCCACCUGUAUGCAAGUACAUAGAGUGCGGCCUGCCUGCAUCCAUAUCUCACGGUACCUAUGAGCUCAUCAAUGGAACCGUAGGCUACCUCAGCAAUGUGAUUUAUCAGUGCUCUGAGGGUUUUGAGCUUGUUGGCAGAGCCCUCCUAACAUGUGAUAUUGAUGAACGAUGGAAUGGUCCACCACCACGAUGUGAACGCAUUGAAUGCGACGUCCUCCCUACUUCACACAACAAUGCCAAAUUCGUUGCACUCAAUGGUACCUUCUAUGGUGCUCGUGCUGAUGUAGUGUGUCCACGGGGAUACCGCAUAGAAGGUGUGCAACAGCUCACAUGCCUAUCAAAUGGGCAGUGGAGUCAUCCUCUUCCAUCAUGUGUUCGCGAUGAAGUACUAAUUACAACACUACCUCCACCAACGAACUACCGUACGCGUCAACCGUCGAGCUCAAGGCGUCCCUCGAGACCAUCUUCGCGCUUCACGAGCACCUUUGCCCCACCAACGGCUACACCUGCUGUGACUAUUAUCACAGAGCGUAUUGUUGAGGAGGAUAAUGAGAUUGCUGUGCCCGGUACGGUGCGAGAGGAAACAAUACCCAGGCGUACCCUACGACCCAGCAAUGGUCAUGCUGCACCCGAGACAACAUCACCAGCUCCACCAAAAGUAAUACCAUUGGAUUACUCAACUACAAGGAAUCCCCAGCUAAUCAUUAAUGCGGCGCAUCCACAAGAUAAUCAGAUUGCUGGUAGUGUCAAUAUCAGAAAUGAUCAAUCGCCCAAUGUUAACGUGCCACUACCCGUGGAGAAUGAUCAACGAGAGACACAUAGUGCAAAAUUGAAUCUUGGAGCAAUUGUUGCACUCGGUGCCUUCGGUGGAUUUGUCUUCUUGGCGGCCGUUAUCACAACAAUUGUUAUUCUUGUGCGGAGAAAUCGGACCACUCAGCAUUACAGGCAUCGAGCAUCACCCGAUUGUAACACAGUGGCUUCCUUUGACUCAUCCAGCUCUGAAUCGAGAAAUGGUCUCAACAGAUAUUACAGGCAAGCUUGGGAGAAUCUCCAUGAGUCUGCAUCGAAGAAUGGCAACCAUAGUCCCCUCAGACGGAAAGAAACUCUCGAUCAGCAACACAUUAGCCGUUCUCGGGACAAUCUCAAUCGUUCACGGGAUAAUCUGGAGCGUGUAACACGUGAUCUCGAUCGUGCUCGUGACUUUGGGCGCGACAGCCUUGGGCUUCGCGAUGGAUCGGAGAUGGUAGUGUCGGAUGUAUGUGUAAAGGGUGAGAAGAAGCGUCAUCACCAUCAUCAUCACAAGAGCAGUCAUCGUGGUGGGGAAUUCCGGGAUCCGCAUCUCGUGGCAAAUGGACGACGGGAGCACCGUCACAAUAACGGGUACUGACCCACGAUGGUUAUCACCGUGAGUCUGGAUGAUGAGUGUCAAAAACGCUGCGGUCAAUGGAGGAUCCCCAUCUAAUACACAUUACCCCAAAAA